Molecule: messenger RNA, 2484 nt
Organism: Olea europaea var. sylvestris
Lineage: Eukaryota; Viridiplantae; Streptophyta; Magnoliopsida; Lamiales; Oleaceae
Product: calmodulin-binding protein 60 A-like
Exons: 7
Coding region: 497-2038 (513 amino acids)
Biological process (GO): regulation of salicylic acid biosynthetic process
Cellular component (GO): nucleus
Molecular function (GO): calmodulin binding; DNA-binding transcription factor activity; sequence-specific DNA binding
Source: RefSeq, a predicted model, not a curated record
CAGUGCAUUUUUUUGUUCUUCUAUGGCAACACCCCGCGCUUCCCUGAAACCUCCCUGAAAAAAUGUAAAUCAAAAUCAAACAGUAAAAAUUCUCCAAAUCUAGUGACACCUCAUAUGUAGAGUGAUACAAACAAUUUUAUCCGUUUUGAACUCUACUAUUUCUAUCAUUUUUGUACCUAUCAUCAUCCACCAGAUCAUCAUUCAUCACGCUUCCAGAAAAGGUUGCGAAAUUCCAAUCAUUUGUAUAUAAAGGCAAAGCUUUUCUAUAUAUAAAUAUAUAUGUUAUCAGAGUUUAGUUAUGGGAUUAUCUUUUAUAGGAUAGCGGAUGUUGGUUUUUUUGUCCCCUCAACCAAAAUUCCGGUUUUUUCAUUGUUAUUGGUGAUUUUGGAUCAUCCCGGUUUUUUUAUUGUUAUUGUUGAUUUUGGAUCCUAGUAUUGUAAAAACUUAGAGGCAGGCUUGCUUCUUCUUCUUCUUUGGUUUUUUGAGGGCUUUGGAAAUGUCGCAGAAGCGGCAGCAGGAGGGUACUUCCAUGGAUGACAGCCGUCCUCGAAAAAGCCCUUCUUUUAAAAGUGUGGUAUUGGAGGUAAUGAACUUGCAGAGAUUGCAACGUCUUAUGGAACCAGUUCUGGAGCCCUUGAUUCGCAGAGUUGUGAAAGAGGAAGUUGACUCAGCGUUAAAGAAGCACCUGGUCAGCAUGAACAGGAAUUGUGGGAAAGAUUUACACCCUUCUGAAUCAAGGAGUUUGCAGUUAUGUUUCUCAAAUGCUAUAUCCCAUCCAGUAUUUACUGGAAGCCGUAUUGAAGGAGAAGAAGGUAGCAAUCUGAAAGUAGCUUUAGUUGAUGAUCUUACAGGGAAAGUUGUUUCCAGUGGUCCAGAAUGCUCUGCGAAGGUAGAAAUCAUAGUUCUUGAGGGAGAUUUUGAUGGUGAUGAUGGAGACAAUAGGAAGCUUGAAGAAUUUAAGAAUAAUGUUGUAAGAGAGCGGGAAGGCAGGAGACCCCUUUUAAGUGGGGAUACAAUUUUGACUCUUCGAGAUGGCAAGGGUUCAGUGGGUGAUAUUUUGUUUACAGAUAACUCAAGCUGGACAAGAAGUCGUAAAUUCAGACUGGGGGCCAGAGUUGUGGACGACUUUGACGGAAUCAGAAUAAGAGAAGCAAAAUCAGAGUCCUUUGUUGUCAAGGAUCACCGUGGAGAAUGUGAGUUCUUAUGUUAUUUUUUUCCACCAUGUUUAGGGAUUAGUGAUACUGUAUGCAUAACGUUAAUCGUAGUCAGAUCGCCUAUACAUAUUCUUGGUACAGGUAUGUCUGCUAAAAUGUGGGAAGUUACAGCAGAACAUGCUCGAACAUGUGUUCUUGAUGAGAAAUUGUAUUUAUACAAUGCUUCUGGAUCUCAGCAGAAGGAUGGUGUUGUUUUCAACGUGGUAGGACAAGUGCUGGGGCAGUUCUUGGGCUGCCAGUAUAUUGCCGCUGAUAAGCUGUCUGAAGCAGAAAAGGCCGAUGCACGUAGCCUGGUAAUAUCUGCAUAUAGAGAUUGGGAUAAAGUUAUCACUUUUGAUGAUGAGCCCUCUCUCAUGGAUGCCCUAACGUGUUCUUCCACUUUUCUGUCUUCUUCGAACCUACUGCCAGAGAGUUCUUGUAAGAUUGACAGACGUGCUUAUUCACAACAGAACCCCUCUUCACCGGAUAUUACACAAUCAGUUUAUUCAAUUGGAGGCUUGAGUUGCUUGGACGAUUACUUUCAUGGGGUUGACCAACCUUUGGGUUUUCCUUGUGAAGUUUCAAACACCUUAACAUUCGAUGCAGAUUCCACGACUCGAGCAUCCUCUGCAAAUGAGCAUUUGACAUGUUGUUUACUUCAGAAUUCAAUAAAAGAAUCAUCAAAUGAUUUACCGAGUGAUACAAGUUGUUUUGUGCCAAGUUCAGCUCUUCCUGUCAAAGCUCAGAGGAGAUGGACUCUAUUAUCCAGUGUGUUGAAAUGGUUCAUAAUAUUCAGAGUUGUGGUGAAAAAAACUGGUAUUCGAAAAAAACCAUUAUAUCGUUAAUGGAGAUAUUUGAAAGUUGAACGCCUAACGUUGCAAAAGCAACAAUGCUACCUGUUUGAAUCACAGCCAGACUCGAUAUCAUUUGCUAUUAUCGAGUAAGGAUCGAUGAAGUCUUGUAGCAGUCAGAUAUGCGUGUUUUCUGUGGGAAAUCAGUGGACAUAUCCAUCAAUGGUGCUAUAUGAAGCUGUAAAUUUUAUUUUCAUCAAGUUGUCCAGUGUUGAUGUUGGACCAUGUUUUAUACAAAAUGAGUACUUUUUAGUGUGAGGAGUAACAAUGGAAAAGUCUCAACCGUUGAUGGCCAAUUAAAAGUGGAGAUCGGGCUCGAAGUAGAUAAAUUAUUAUCAGAUGUUUUCAAUCUCUUUUCUGUGUUGUACUUUUGUCUUCAAAUUUUUUGAAAGGAGCAUUGUUGUCUUCAAUUCAACAAAGAUGAAAGGUUGGUAACAAAA